AAUAGACCCCUAUGCUAGGACAGAGGGUAGGCAGAAGGUAGGCUGGGAUGUGCUGGUAGAUCUUUGGGUGGUUUGCAGAAGAUGAGUCCCAACUGUUUUGCCUUCAGUGCUUAGCUUUUGAGCAUACAGAACAAUUUGUGCUUGGCAUUCUUCCCACACAAGAGUCAGGGUUUCGUAGUGGCCACAGGUCUGGUCUAGAACCUUGGGAGACCAGAGUUUAAUCCCCACUUGGCCAUGAAGCUCACUGGGCAACCUUGGGCCAGUCACCAUCUCUUAGCCUAACUUACCUCGCAGUGUUGUUGUCAGGAUAAAAUGGGAGGAGGGAGAAUGGUGUACACCGGUUGGAGCUCCUUGGAGGAAGGGUGGACUAUAAAUGUAAUAGUAAAGAGAAAUAAAGAAAUCCUGUCUGCCUUCCACCAUGGAACCCAAGGCUGUGUAUAUGUGGUUCUCGGGUAGUUCACUCCUCCCAACUGAUCAGGCACAGACCUGCUUAGUUUCAUCAAGGUAAUCCCUCCCUGUGUCUUCGGACUCUACUCUAGUACCACACUAAACACAGCGUGUCAUUUGACCCUCAGGGGUGUCCGGAAAGGACAACAAUCAGCAAAAAAAGGAAAGAAAACCCCAUUAAAAUACAUCAACAUCUACAUGUCUGGAUAGACUUGCCUAAACAAAAAUGUUUUAAGCAGGUGUCAGAAAGAACACAGUGUUUGUGUCUGCCUGCUGUCAGUGUCAACCAUUUUGCAACUAAAGCUACAGAAAUGAUGUAGAAUGAGACAAAAUACAGAAUCUAGAAACUAAAAGCAAUCAAACCAGGUCUACAAAUAUAUAGUUAAUUUUAUACUUUUAAUUGGAUAGUUAAUUUCAUUUAACAAAAAGCUGGCUAAACAUCAAGAUACUAGGGUAGCAGGCACUUGUCUAAUUUCAGCUGGCAACAUCCCAAAGGCUGGAGCUGCAUCACUGAAAGCCCAGUCUAUUAUUAUUAUUAUUAUUAUUAUUAUUAUUAUUAUUAUUAUUAUUAAAUUUAUAUACCAUCCUUCAUUCAAAGACCACAAGGCAGUUUACAGCAUAAAAAUACAAAAUGAAAACACAUAAUAUAACAAAAUACAUUUAUUGUUAUGGCAAUUCAAAGCUCAAAAUGACUUACAAAAAACAAUACAUACAUGCAUACAUUAAAGUGAGGGGAGUAUCCAUUAAAACAUCCCACCUAGUUAAAAGCCAGAGGCCUGAUUAAAAAGGAAGGUUUUGGCCUGGCACCUGAAAAUGCUGUAUAUACUCAAGUAUAAGCCGACCCAAAUAUAAGCCGAGGCACCGAAUUUUACCCAAAAAACCUGGGAAAAUUUAUUGACUGGAGUACUGGAGUAUAAGCUGGUUCACCACACCACAAACCGGUGGAUGAGGAAGGAGCAGCCUGAAAGGGCUGCUUUCAGGCUGCUCAUUCCUCCUCCGCCUUUGCCACUGUUGGAAAUGCGCUCGAGUGGGACCCUCACUCAAGUAUAAGGGGGGGGGCUUUUUCAGCAUAAAAAUGUGCUGAAAAAGUCUGCUUAUAUUCGAGUAUAUAGGUACCGGUAUAUAAUGAUGGCAUCAGGCAAAGUUCCAUGGUGAAAGCUUUCUGCAAACAAGGGCCCUGAGCCAAAUUUCUACGACAAAACCAACACUUUGAAAUUAAGUGCUAGAUCAGAUCUACCCACUCUUUGAAGAAACUGAUUUUUCUAGAUCCAUUUCAAUCAGAGUUUAGGCCUGAUUUGGACACAGAAACUGCCUUGGUCACCCUGUAUUGAUGAUCUCUGUUGGGAGAGAGACAGGGGAAAUGUGUCCCUUUUAAUUCUCAACCUCUCAGCAGCUUCUGAUAUUAAGCAUCAUAUCCUUCUGGAGCAGAUGUCCAAGUUAGUGGUGGGAGGCACUGCUUUUUGGUGGUCCAGGUCCUACUUGGAUGAUCAUUUCCAGAUGGUGAUGCUUGGGGUGUGCUCUUGGGCUCCAGUGUGGAGCCUUCAGUGUGGGUAUCCUCAGGAUUUGAUUUUAUCCUCCAUGCUGUUGAACAUCCACAUGGAACCGUUGAGUAGGGACAUCUGGGCUCUUGGACUACUGUACAUUGUCGGCAAUAUGUUCUACUUCUCCUUUACAUCUGCAGGCGUGGCAGUGGAUGUGCUGGAUCUCAGUGCUAAGAUUACUGCAAUGCCUUAUACAGUACACAGUACUGCCCCUGAAGACGGUUCAGAAACUUCGGCUGGUGCAGAAUUUAGAGGCUAGGUUGCUCUCUGGGACAAGAUGCUUUGAGCAUAUGACACUAAUCCUGGCCCAACUACACUGACUGCCAAUCAAUUUCCAGGCCAAAUUCAAAGUGUUGGUUUUGACCUAAAGUAAAGGGACCCCUGACCAUUAGGUCCAGUCGUGACCGACUCUGGGGUUGCAACACUCAUCUCAUGUUAUUGGCCAAGAGAGCCGGCGUACAGCUUCCAGGUCAUGUGGCCAGCAUGACUAAGCUGCUUCUGGCGAACCACAGCAAUGCACAGAAACGCCGUUUACCUUCCCGCUGUAACAGUACCUAUUUAUCUACAGUACUUGCACUUUGACAUGCUUUCAAACUGCUAGGUUGGCAGGAGCUGGGACCGAGCAACGGGAGCUCACCCCAUCGCAGGGAUUCAAACCGCCGACCUGAUCGGCAAGCCCUAGGUUCUGUGGUUUAACCUAUAAAGCUUAAGCUAUAAAGUUUUGACCUAUAAAGCCUUAAACAGCCCGGGGUCGCAAUAUCCCAAGGACUGCCUCUCUUUAUAUGAACCUACCAGGACCCUGAGAUCAUCCUCUGAGGCCCUUCUUUGUGUGCCUUCUCCAUGAGAGGUCUAGAGGACGGCAACAUGACAGCAUAUCCUUAAAGCACUGUUUGUGUAAUGCACUCCCCAGGGAGGCUUGCCUGGCACCUUCAUUACAUAUCUUUAGGCACUAGGCAAAAACAUUCCUCUUUCCCCAGGCCUUUGGCUAACUAAAAAUACCUUGCCUUUUAAACUAGAUGGAGGUUCUGGUUUGUUGCUAUGCUAUAUAUUUUGUGUUCUCAUUUUUUUAAAAAAAAUGCUGCGAAUCGCUCUGCCAUCUUCGGAUAAAGGGUGGUAUAUAAAUUUAAUAUAUAUAUAUUUUAAAGUAUUAAAUGCACCUGCAUGGUGCCUGUCUGAGUAGCGCAGCUGCAGUGCAGGGGUAUAUUGGAGUGAAGCUAAACAUGGAAUACCUUGUUUUUAUUAUUAUCAGGGAGGUACUGCCCUGAACAAGAUGCUAGUGGGAUUCUCUACUGGUGCCAUGCCAGUCUUGGGUGCACAAUGCCCCUCUGCCCUAAUGAUGUUUUAGCCUGGAUUAUUUAUUACUUAGUUUAUUUAUUAGAUGUAUGCACUGCCAGUUAGACCAGAGGCCCGUCUAACUAGUGCAGCAUCCUGCUCCCCAGAGGCACGUGCAUCCGGAGGGCCAGGAAGCUCGCUCGUUGUUGACCAAGCACAGGUAUUUGGUACUCGAUGACAUGUCCCCCUCGGUGAACCUGGAGGGUCCCGCUGGAAUCAGCCCUCCCUCCCAUUGCAUCCCGCUCAGCCCUUGGAAAGCCGCCUCGGCUUCGCCCAGCGACCCGUCCGCGGCUCCGCGCCGUGCGUCGGCCGGGCUCAGCAUCGGUUCUAGGCCCCAGUCGCGGCGCUUGGCAAGGGGGGCUCCGCGCCGGCCUCUUGUUUGGGGCGGCUGCUCCCCGUUGCAAAACAAGCGGUGCCGCUAGAGGGCUCUGGCCAUUGUCAAAAAAAGGAGAGACCGAGAAAGAGGCGACUGUUCUCAUUUUCUCUCUCGCUGCUGCUCCCGCUGACGAUUUUGGGGGCUGAACUUCCCAGGUCAGCGCCGGAGAGCCUUGUUGUUGCUGCUUCUCCUCCUCCUCCUCCUCCUCCUGCUUGCGUAGCAGCGGCAGACCCAGACCCGGCGCCACCCCGACGGGGCUGCGGGAGCCUCCAGUUUUAAGAAAUCUCGUUCUCCAGCCGCAUCCUCAAGGGAGAGAGAGACCUUUAUCAGCCUCGGUUGCUUUUCUCUCCCCCGCCCGCCCCACUUCUUUCUUUUCUUUUCUUCUCUCCCCACCCCCACCCUUUUUUAAUAUUAUCAUUUAAAGGAGAGAUCGCGAACUCUGCAGCUUCUCAGGGACCCGAUCCUGAAGCCAGAGACUUCCAGAUGGAGGAACCAUGAACCCAAAUCCCCAGCCUGGAGGUGCAGAGGCUGCGCCGACACAGAAGCAGAUUCCAGGACGCCCUGAAGGCUCCCUUUACCCAGGCCAGAACCAGCCUGGGCAGCAAAGCGAGGAUCCGGGGAAAGGAUGGGCCAAGCCGCCUCUUCCUCCUCCAAUGCCGAAAGGCAACCCCAGUCUCCCGCCCCGGGUCUAUAUGGGGCCUGGCCCAAGCCUGUGUGUCCAGUGUGGGGAGAGCCUUGCCCAAACUCGGCAUAGCGUCGCCCCGCCCCAGAGAGCCCCCCACCCUGCCGAUAAGUUCUACCCGUGCUCCGAUUGCGGGAAAAGCUUUGGCGUGAGCUCCCACCUCACCAUCCACCGGAGAAUCCACACGGGCGAGAAGCCUUACGAGUGCAACGAGUGCGGGAAGAGGUUCAGCCAGAGCUCCACCCUCGUCCUCCACCGCCGCAUCCACACUGGGGAGAAGCCUUACAAAUGCGUGGAUUGCGGGAAGUGCUUCUCGGUGAGCUCUCACCUGACCAAGCACCAGAGGGUCCACACGGGGGAGAAGCCAUACGAAUGCCAAGCGUGCGGGAAAAGGUUCAGCCAGAGCUCCACCCUCAUCCUUCACCAGCGAAUCCACACCGGGGAGAGGCCUUACAAAUGCGACGAGUGCGGGAAGACCUUCAGCGUCAGCUCCCACCUCACCAUCCACCAGAGAAUCCAUACAGGGGAGAAACCCUAUCACUGCACGGAAUGUGGGAAGAGUUUCCGGCAAAGGUCCGGCCUCAGCACACACCAGAAAACCCACAUGGUCCUCGUGAGACCUUACAAAUGCCCACCUUGAAGAGGGAGCCCAGCUUUGGGUCGCAAACCACCAGCCUUUCUUGCCUGACGCUUUGCUCAGUGAAGAGACUGUGGCUGCAGACGGAUAGAAGGAGGGGAGAGUUGGCUGGCAUCCCACAUUUUAAGAGCUUCCUUGGAGACUUGUGGGGGGCUGGGGGGCACUGUUAAUGGGAAAGGUAUUUCAGGGGUGUCACCCUUCUGCCACAGUCAAGUUAGGGCCAUUCCAGAAGCAAUGGUUGUUGGUCGUUGGUUGCAUGAGAUCCCACCAUGUUCCUUCAAAAAAAGCACUUCGGCUUUGGGUGAUGUUUCUUUCAAACCACAACACAGUGUUACGGGGAACGUGGCUGUCUAUUUCCCAAGCUAGCAGUUUGGAGGGCUGUCUGAAAUGCAAUUUGUGCCAAGUGUCACAGACACUAACCGGAUAUUUCCUGUGACCUCGCCAAUGCCAACUUAGAUCGGUUUCCCCCCCUGAGCGGUCCCCAAGUGUGAAAAUGUUCCAGUAACAAUUUAAAAGGAAAGGAGGAGGUUAAAGGAGUGGGUAGGCUUCUCUUCUCCGCAGCAGCGCUCUGCCAUUUUUGUAAACGUUUUCUUUUGCUUAGUUGCUCCUUUCUAGCUUGUUGUUUUCAAUGGUUUAUAUACAGUGAUUGGUGGUGGUUUUAUAUGUUGUACAAUUGUGAGCUUUCUUGGAGGUGGGCUUUGGCCUGGGAGCGGCAUAGAGCAUAAUCAGUCACAAAUGGGAUGUUGAUGAAAGUCUUCCCUGCUGUCCGGAGCUAGAACCAGAGCACGCAUUUCCUUUGUGUGUUUGUGUGUUUUAAAAAGACAGAAAUGAGAAUAAGAACAGAAUAUCCCAGCACAGCAAGGCUGCCUGGUUGCAACGUGGAGAUCCAGGCUGCGUGCACAUAAUACGUUUCAAGCACAGGGCUUCCACCAAAGAAUCCUGGAAACUGUACUUUAGCCCUCACAGAACUACAAUUCCCAGCACCCUUAAACUACAGUUCCCACGAUUCUUUGGGGAUAAGUCAUAUGCUUUAGAUAUACAGUGUGUACAGAGCCCUGCUCUGUCCUUUUAAAAGUCCUAAAGCCAGUGGUGUUAUCGGGGCAGAAGUCCUCGGCCUUACUCCGCAGAUGGAGUAGAAGAGCUGGCUUGCUGAAAGAUGUAUUGAUGGUGCCACCAACUUGGUGGUUUAAAAUGGAAUUAAACAAAUUCUUCUGAUGGUCACCCCACAGUUUGGAGCCAGUGAAUUAACACACCAGGGGCAGCCCAUGUGGUGGCCUCCAGAUGUUGGACAGCAACUCCCAUCAUCCCUGACCAUUGACUGUGCUGGCUGGGGCUGAUAGGAGUUGGAGUCCAGGACCAUCUGAAGAACAUCUGGUUACCCUUAUAAUAUCUAAAGAGAGGAGUUGCCAAGGGACCAUUAAGCCCAAAGGCUAAAAUGACCAGACCGCACCACUGCCUGAACCGUCACCUCCCAUCCCCAUCACUCCUUUGGUCCCUUUGCCAGAGUCUCUUUCAACUUCUGCAGCCAAUGCAGCAACUGCAAUGCUAUUUUUACUCCAGCAGAGAGUGGGAGAGAACAGUGGGGUGGACAGAGGGGCGCCAUAGCAGAUACACAGAAUGGAAUCGCACAUGUAGCUCUGUCAGGAAAGAAAGGUGGCUGUCGAAGGCUGGCUGCAACUGAACCUUGCCUCCACGGAGCCUCACAGCUGUGUGGGAUGUGCUGUUCCUCCUUGACAUAAUAUAAAGUAGGUGCAGGGAACGUUCGGCCCUCCGGAUGAAUGCCGUACUACAAUCCCCAUCAUCCCUGGCUAUUGGUCAUGGUUGCCAGGGCUGAUGGGAGAUGCAGUUCAGCAACAUCUAAAGGGUCAAAGGCUCCCCACUUCUGCUAUAAAGAGGGAGAGAAGUUGGGGAAGCAGCCACAGGAGUACCAUCAAUUUUGGAGGAAGAGAGAGAGAGAUAGAAAAGGAUACAGCAGGAACAGCGAGGAAACUCAGGGUCACAAUUUGGUGAUGAGGAUGGAGUAUUGGAGGAGGAGGGAAGAGAGAAGGAAAUUUGCCCAGUAACCCCAGGAGAGCUCACUGGAAACCUGAGCCCCAGGGAUUCGCCAAGAACAUCAAGAAGGUCCUGAAGGAAAUAAGAAGUUUGAGGGCUCUGAGAUCACUUGCAAGUUGCUGCUCUCAUAUGGGGGAGAUUUCAGAACAGGAAAGAUGCUACAGCAGACUAAUAGAGCCGGCCCGGUAAAUAUUUACAAGAUUAUGCAUGGUGUAAAUAAAGUGGGCAGGUAGGUUUUUCUUCUCUCUUGGCAGCAUUAGGACCUGAGGUCAUCUGGUGAAACUGAUUGGUAGAAGAUGCAAAGCAGAAGAAACACAGGACUUAAAUAAUAACUUUCACAUUUAACGUACAGAAUUCAUUGUUGCAUGAUGCCAGUUGCCACGAGCUCUCAAGGGGGAUUGGACAAAUACAUGGAGGAACAGCCUAUCAGUGGAUGCCUUGAACAUCCAUGUUCCAAAGCAGCAUGUGUGCCUCAUGAGUACCAGUCUCUGGGAGAUGACAGUGGGGAGAUGCUCUUGCUUUUGUGCCCUGCUUGUGGCCUUACCUGAAGCAUCUAGCCAGCGCUGCUUGAAAGAGGACUCCUGACUAGAUCAGGCUUUGGUUUGAUCCGACUCUCCUUCGCUUUUAAAGGGACGCUGUUGGAGGUAUUAUGCCUCUGAACACCACUUGCAGAAAAUCGCAAGUGGGGAGAAGGCUGUUGCACUCGGUUCCUCAUAGGCAUCUGGCUGGCUACUGAGAUCAGGAUGAUGGGACUUUGGGUGGAUUUAGCAGAGCUCUUCUUCAGUUCGCACACAAUCUCUGGCCUAGAUCUGGAAAGCUCAGAUCAUCUCCCUUCAUUCUGUGGGCUCAGCAUGUUGGUGCCUCUGUCCCUGGACUGGGGCAAGCAGAGCGACAGCACUAAGGAGGACACCCAUUUUUGUUCUGUUUCUAACUGUCUGGAUGUUGUUAGAUAGUCAAAACACUUCAAUUAACAGGAAUUUUAGCCGUUUUAGGUGCUCUUCCUUUCCAUCUGUAGCUUCCCCUUAUUAUCAGCAGUCGUUUAUAUUUCUUCACCAACAAACCUCUCACUAACAUCUCACCCUGUUAUCUCCAUGGUUUUCGUUCAAGGCAUAUUAAAAGUUCAGAGAAUU
Molecule: messenger RNA, 8197 nt
Organism: Zootoca vivipara (common lizard)
Lineage: Eukaryota; Metazoa; Chordata; Lepidosauria; Squamata; Lacertidae
Biological process (GO): regulation of transcription by RNA polymerase II
Cellular component (GO): nucleus
Molecular function (GO): DNA-binding transcription factor activity, RNA polymerase II-specific; RNA polymerase II cis-regulatory region sequence-specific DNA binding
Source: RefSeq, a predicted model, not a curated record